Drosophila simulans is the source of this 557-nucleotide messenger RNA. Its product is annotated as E3 ubiquitin-protein ligase RNF8. Gene Ontology annotation, cellular component: nucleus. Gene Ontology annotation, biological process: protein ubiquitination; interstrand cross-link repair. The record is from RefSeq and is a predicted model, not a curated record. Lineage: Eukaryota; Metazoa; Arthropoda; Insecta; Diptera; Drosophilidae. The transcript has a single exon. Gene Ontology annotation, molecular function: ubiquitin protein ligase activity. The coding region runs from base 1 to 468 and encodes 155 amino acids.
AUGUCCACUAACAAGGCCGAGACUCGCUCGUUGAUGAAGAUGCUAAAGAAGGAUGUGAUUGAGCAGCUCUUAGCGGAAAGGAAAAGAAGUGAGCAAAAGGACAAGCAACUGGCGAAGCUACAUAUUACAAUUCAAGAGAAGGAUAAAAUGCGCGAGGAGGAAGUCAAGCUAUAUUACCAAAUGGAAGAGGAGAUUACCAGUCAGAAAUUAUUGCAAGAGCAGUUGUUGUUCGAGUCCAAGGAGGAAAUAAAUGAGCAGCUAAAGAAGAUUGCCAUCGAAAAUUCUUGCUGCAUAUGCCUGGAUCCUUGGGAAGCGAAGGAUCAUCACCGCUUGGUUUCGCUUAAGUGUGGUCACCUUUUUGGGGAGAUGUGCAUCCGGACCCACUUGAAGCAUGCCAAAAUGUGCCCAAUAUGCCGAAAAAUAGCUAUUGAAAGAGACGUCCGGCAUGUGUUAUUAAACACGCCUUAAAAUUAUUUCCUAUAAAUACGAUCUUAUACCUUUUAUACAAUUAAUAAAGAGCGUUGAUAAGCUCGAUCGAUUUAACCGAUAAACAUAAA